Carassius auratus (goldfish) is the source of this 2358-nucleotide messenger RNA. It is a transcript of the gene slc25a26, whose product is annotated as solute carrier family 25 member 26. The record is from RefSeq and is a predicted model, not a curated record. The transcript has 10 exons. Bases 833 to 1585 code for a protein of 250 amino acids. NCBI's taxonomy places the organism in Eukaryota, Metazoa, Chordata, Actinopteri, Cypriniformes, Cyprinidae.
UGCGAGUCUAUUCCUCACAGUCUAGAUUUUAUCUGUGUUAUUUUUAACAUGCUGCUGAAGCUGAAUAAUUCAGCUUAAUUUAAUUCAGCAAGUAGAAAUGAAAAAAGGUUUUUUGUAAACCAAGCAGCUUUCUGUGUGUCAAACCAUUGUGAAAUCUGACUGGAAAAAUCUUGCGACCUCACAUGAAAUUCCUGGAUUUCUCCUGAAUCUUUUCAAGUUGGUACAGUAAAUGUGGCUGCAGUUUUAUCUCGUAGUAUAAAUACAUUCUCAGAUAUACUGUACAUCCGUAAUGUCAGCACGAUCCUGAUGUUCCUAUUUCAUAUUAACAGCAACUGCAAAAAUAAAAGUACAAACUAACCCCAAAAAAAAAAAAAAAAAUUGCUAGAGCAUUACAGUGCAGUGUGUUAUAUUUACCGUAGUUUGGCUAUUUUUGGCUGAUGAAAUCCAGUCAUUUUAAUAAGAAUACAUGUAACUGGGAAGUUUCCUGUGCAAAUUUUGUAUGGUUCAAAAGGUCAUGCAAAUUUGCCAGAACGACCAACAGAAGCUCCUUGUUUUGACUUCUGCUCUGUGUAAAACCAUAAUGCGUUACACACUAUAUUAAGAGUAGUAUACUAUUGAAUUGUUUAGAUAGGCAGCUGGAUAGAUUUUGAGACACAGCCAAGGAUUGCAAACUGUUUUACGACUCCAUAUUUAAUCUGGAACCCAUGACACUCGGUAAAGUCGGAUCACAUGAUAGAGCACUUUCCUUUAGCAUGCAUGAGAAUAGCAGAAUGCCAUCCAUUUAUUUCAACACCACACUGCAGCAAAUAAUCAAGCAGGCGGUUGUGCAGGAAUGUGUGUAGAUCUCACUCUCUACCCUCUGGACACCAUAAAGACAAGGUUGCAGAGCCAGCAGGGCUUUUACAAGGCAGGAGGUUUCAGAGGGAUCUAUGCAGGCGUCCCGUCAGCUGCUAUAGGCUCCUUUCCCAAUGCUGCUGCAUUCUUCGUCACCUAUGAAAGCACCAAGUCGUUAUUCACAGGCUACAGUGCUACAAACUUGGCCCCCAUCACUCACAUGCUGGCCGCAUCACUAGGAGAAAUUGUCGCCUGUCUGAUCCGUGUCCCGACUGAAGUAGUAAAGCAGAGGACACAGGCCAAUCCCUCUCUCAAUACCUACAGGGUGCUGCUGAAUACACUACAAGAAGAGGGUUUCAGAGGCUUGUACAGAGGUUAUGGCAGUACAGUACUUAGGGAGAUCCCAUUCUCGCUGGUUCAGUUUCCACUCUGGGAGUACCUAAAGGCCGUGUGGUGGAGGAGGCAGGGGGGACGGCUGGACUCUUGGCAGGCGGCAGUGUGCGGAGCUCUUGCAGGCGGAGUAGCAGCGUUCGUCACGACUCCGCUAGAUGUUGCGAAGACUUGGAUAAUGUUGGCUAAGGCUGGGACCAGCACAGCCAGUGGAAACAUCCCAGAGGUUUUGUAUGAGGUGUGGAGGAGCCGAGGAAUACCUGGGCUGUUUGCCGGCAGCAUCCCCAGACUGACGUUCAUCAGCAUGGGAGGCUUCAUUUUCCUCGGAGCGUAUGAGAAAGUGCGCCGUACGCUUUUAUAAACACCAUCAGCACGGGACGCUGUGGACCGGUUUGUAUUGCACUGGUUUCUUCAACCAGACCAGGAGCAAACCGCAAACUACAGAUCAGUGGAGGUCGGUCAAAUCUGACUGAGAAACGCACCCUCUGUACCAGUCUUGAGGGCCACGGCGAGAACACCUGGUGCCUGGAUAAAAAGAUCACACAACACAGUGGUUUGCAUUCCUGCUCUCCAGUGCACAACAGAUUGAGUUGAACUGCCUGAAUUCCACUUAUGUUGCAAGACAGAUCAAAUUCAAACUUGAUAGCAAGCUUACAUGGAUUUGCUAAAAAAGUAAUUUUACGGCUGUUUGUAUUAAAAUAUGACUGUGCUGGUAUUUAUCUACUGAGCUCAUCAGUAACAAAGUUUAAAUGUGUUACCAAUAUUAUUCCAGUGGAUUAUCAUUACAUGUUGAGUCUAGACUUUGAUCCCCAAGCUUGCUCUACCUGCUCCACUAUUAUUGGCUGAAAAAGACAGAUUAGUCCACAGGUGUGAAUGUUUGUCAGACCUGUCAAGAAGUGUGGGGCACAAGAACAACACCGAGCAUUUGUCUCCAGCCCUGCAGCUCUUAGUCAACAACCACCUUUCACUGGAAUGUGCUUCCUGUCCAAACACACAACUCAAACAAUACUGAUGAACGAGUGAAGAGCAACGCUGUCGUUUACUUGGUAAAUGUAUAUCACAAAGGUCCACUGAAAUAAUAACAGGGUUGCAAAUUUAGCUAAACAUUAAAUUGUUACUCCACUCCUUCAGAAA